Messenger RNA from Trichomonas vaginalis G3, 1385 nucleotides. RefSeq names its product organellar and viral DNA polymerase type B. The transcript has a single exon. Gene Ontology annotation, molecular function: DNA binding; DNA-directed DNA polymerase activity; nucleotide binding. Lineage: Eukaryota; Parabasalia; Trichomonadida; Trichomonadidae. Gene Ontology annotation, biological process: DNA replication. The annotation marks the transcript as partial. The record is from RefSeq and is a predicted model, not a curated record.
AUGUUUAACUUACAAACAGGACCGAAAGAAGUAUUUCCAUAUAACUACUACAGCAGUGUUUUGUUAGCAAAUGACAACAGAACUGGUGUCAUUUCUGAAGCAUGUAAGUUUAUCCGGGAUGCAGAUACAUUCAUGAAAAACAUAGAUUCCAUCAAAGGUUGCAGAAUAGAUGAGAACCACUUCGACUUAGAAAAGUAUAGCACAUUUUAUUGCAAACAAGAUGUAAGAAUUUUAAGAGAAGGUUUUGUUAAGUUCCGCAAUGACAUAUUGAAAGAAUUUGAUUUAAACGUUUAUGACUACGUUAGUAUUUGUUCUAUUGCUAACAAAUUAUUUGAGAACAGAGUGUACUUCCCGAAUGGAAAUUUAUAUGACCUCUCAAAUAAACCAAGAGAAUUUAUUUCGAGAUGCAUUCAAGGUGGAAGAUGUAUGUUGUCAGAUAACAUUAAACAAAAGAGUAAAGAGAAACUCAUUGCUGAUUUCGACGCUGUUUCAUUAUAUCCAUCAGCUAUAGCAAGACUUUAUACUUUAGAAGGUAUUCCAAAGGUUAUGAAGAAAGAAAUGUUAAGCACAGAGUAUCUCAUGAGACAUUUAUUCGAUGACGACCAAAAGGAACCCAUUGGUGAAAAGUUUAUGUCUGGCUUCUUUGUUCUCAUUAAGAUAACAGAGAUUGGAAUACAUAGACACUUUCCUUUAAUAGUUUGUGACCCUGAACUAAAUCCAGAACUUAACGUUCCCAGAAGUUCAAACACUUGCUGUUUAAUGUAUGUUGACCAUAUAACAUUACAAGACCUCAUAAAAUAUCAAGGUGUCAAAUGUGAAGUGUUGCAAGGAUACUAUUACGAUGGAAACAGAGAUAUUAGAAUAAGAGAUGAAGUAAAGAAGUUGUUUGAGUUAAGGUUAAAGUAUAAGAAAGAAGGAAAUCCUUUGCAAGAAAAUAUAAAGCUCAUUCUGAACAGUAUUUAUGGCAAAACUAUUCUAUCUCCUAUUGAGUCAAAAAUAACCAUAGUAAAUGACAAAGAUGCUAUAAGAUAUGCCAUCAGAAACUACAACCAUAUAGUGAAGUUCGAAGGUUUGGAUGGUUCAGAUAAAACUAUUUUCAAGCUAACGAAAAGCAUUUGCAGACACUUUAACUUCUGUCCACUUGGUGUUAACAUUCUGUCUAUGUCGAAGAGAAUAAUGUGUGAAGUAUUCUGUACUGCUGAGGACUUAGGAAUGGACAUCUUUUAUAGCGAUACGGACAGUAUGCAUCUCUACAAUGAAGAUAUCCCUCGUUUAGCUGAAGAGUUUGAGAAACGUUAUGGAAGAGUUCUCAUUGGUAAAAACCUUGGUCAAUUUCAUAGCGACUUUGCAGAAAUCACACCUGGAAAACAAAGUUUAGCAUACAA